AUGGAUUUAGGGCUGUUUCAGGUGCUGAGCGCGGGCAUAACAGGUUGCCAAUUGCGUCUUCGUAAUCCCCGGCCUCGCGUCGCGUCUCCCGAUUUGUUGUCGUCACGUUGGUCGAACAUGCCACCUGCACGCGUCUUGCCAACCCGCAGAUGUAUUCCAGGAAUCCGGUACGACCCGAUUCCCAGCGCAAUUGAGCGCGCAAAUCGAAUAUCUGAUGAUUUCAGUGCUCGUCUGCCUUGGAACCCGAGUGGAGAAACCCGACCUGAAAGUGACGCUACCGAUCUGGGGGAAAACGCAGUCAAUCACCUGUCUGACAUUCGAAUGGAACACGGAGUCGUCAAGAUGGAGGAUGGCGAAGAUGGGGCGGACCGGGCGAGUACUCACCUUGUCAAGAUGGAGCCUGAUGAAGAUGGGGGGGACCGGUCGAGUACUCAGAGUGAUCCUCGCGAGUUAUGUACAUCAGUAGAUGCUUGUCUUAAUGAAGGCCAAACUGGUACUGACGAAGGCAUUGUGUCACCAGGUUACUCCGAUCCGGCACCAGGAAUGCCACCAGACAUUUGUUAUUCGACCCUCAGGCGGCUGAUCACAAAGGCGUCCCUGUGGGAAUACCUUGCGUUUGCUGGAAUGGAUGAGGACCAGAUGGAUGUGGUGAUGCCCAUCCUGAAGAAACAAUACGUUACUAAUUGGGACAUUUUUAUAUUCCGAGAAUAUAUAAGCCUCGCUCGUUUGCUUGAGUGGGGGAUCCCUUACACCUUUGCUGUUCGACUCGUCAUUCACGGCGAAAUGUUCUAUCAUUACAUGUUGUUGAAAAACUUGUAA
Molecule: messenger RNA, 819 nt
Organism: Melampsora larici-populina 98AG31
Lineage: Eukaryota; Fungi; Basidiomycota; Pucciniomycetes; Pucciniales; Melampsoraceae
Exons: 2
Coding region: 1-819 (272 amino acids)
Source: RefSeq, a predicted model, not a curated record